GUUAUUCAAUCAAUGCCGCUAUAUAUGAUGGGAAAACUGAGAGUGUACAGGAUAGAGUUUGAUGAUUUACGGGCUGUAUACAAACCAGGACAAGACGUGACAGGACGACUUAUCAUAGAACUGGACACGGGAAUAAACGUCAGGGAGAUACGCAUGAAAUGUGUUGGUUGGGGGGAGGUUCACUGGACCCGGAAAAUACAGUCAGGGGGACCGGGGCAAAAGCAGAAAACAGAGACCAUACACUUCAACGGGGAGGAAAACUAUUUCAGGAACGCCCUUGCUCUAUAUGGCAAAGUCGCUGAUACAGGAGACUGGCUUCCACAAGGUCGACAUAUCUUCCAUUUCUCCUUCACGCUCCCGUCCAUGCUACCUUCCUCCUAUAAUGAUAAAUUUGGAAGCAUUGUGUAUGAGGUGUCGGCCAUUUUAGAUCUGAAUUUUUGGUCUACAGAUCAAAUCAUUCGAAAGGAAUUCAAAGUCGUGAGCGACGUUGACCUAAAUAAGUACCCAGGAGCAGAGGCAUCAAUAGAAAUUCAGAAUUUCAAGUAUGUUUGUUGUUGGUGCUGUAAAUCCGGACCUAUCACGGGGAUUCUCAGAACUUCUAAAACCGGUUACGUCUCAGGGGAACCCGUGGUAUUUGAUAUUACCAUACAGAACCGUUCUAGUCGAGUGUGUGGGGUAUCUGUCGUCUUUUUAAAGGAGACUGUUUACCACGCCAAAGGAGAAAAGAAAGUGUGUGUCGCAGAGAUUAAGAAAUCUCAGUAUGAGGAUGUAAUGCCCGGAGAAAUCCAGACGUGGGACGACGAGGAGUUUGAUGUACCCCCCGUACCCCCGCCCUGUCUCGAGGGAUGCAAGCUUAUCACCAUUGAUCAUUACUUAAAGUUGGUGAUAGACCCUGCAGGGCCUGCUUUUCACUUAACCGUUCCUGUAAAGUUGAUAAUAGGAUCCAUCCCUAGCUAUGGGACGCAUGGAAUGUUUGACAUAUGAAUUUAAUAUUGUGAGGAUAAAACUUCUCCUGACAAGAGCAUAACUCCCAGUACUCAUAUAAGCCAUUGAUUCACCAUAAUUCCAUAUGAUUCAUACUGAAUUUAUAAAAUAGUAAAUCAAUUUUAAAUAGUGAUAUAG
This is a messenger RNA of Saccostrea cuccullata (small rock oyster), 1122 nucleotides long. RefSeq names its product arrestin domain-containing protein 3-like. The transcript is spliced from 6 exons. NCBI's taxonomy places the organism in Eukaryota, Metazoa, Mollusca, Bivalvia, Ostreida, Ostreidae. The record is from RefSeq and is a predicted model, not a curated record. Gene Ontology annotation, cellular component: cytoplasm. Gene Ontology annotation, biological process: protein transport. Bases 13 to 984 code for a protein of 323 amino acids.